AUGGCAUCAUACGACCCGUAUGAUCACCCGGCCCGGGAGCGCUCCCGUUCCACAAGACGCUACUACCGCGAGGAGCGCCGCGGCGAUGACAGAGACCCUCGGUACACCGGCGGCGCUGCCGACCAAUACCUCAACGUCAACCACGAUUUGAUUCCUCGCCCCCGUGAGGAUUCCGUCGAGGAGAUCCGUCGUGACUUCCCUCCGCCCGGAUACUCUACUCGGGAUAUGCGCCGCGCCCGCUCUGCCGAUCCCGGCUACUAUGACGACCACGAUGAUCACCGGUCCCGUUCCGGCCGGGAUUAUGACUACGACUACGACCACCGAGAGGAGAAGAAGAAGUCCCGGUUGGGCAACAAGGAGCAGCUUAUCGCUGCGCUGGCCGGCGCCGCCAUCGCCAUUGGUGGAAAGGAGCUCUACGACCGCAAGGAAGCCAAGGACCAUGGUUCCGAUGUCCAUCGCAACGUUCUUGCCUCGGCCGCUAUCGGUGCUGCUGGAGCUUUUGCGGGCUAUCAAGGCGCGGACUUCUACAACAAGCAUAAGGAAAGAAGGCCCCAUUGUGCCAAGGACAACAAGGGCCACAAGAACUUCCUCGAGAGUGCCCUUGCCGCUGCUGGUAUUGGCAGCACCUUGAAGGCCUUGGCGGGAGGCAGCAGCGGCAGAGAUGAUAGAUCUGAUACUAGAAGUGUCAGGAGUCGUCGCAGCAGCCGUUCGCGAUCUCGCUCCCGCGGGGGCGAUCCCGCCAAGAAGAUCCAGAAGGCUGCCAUGGCUUCCCUCAUCGCUGGUGCCACCGAAGCCUUCCGUGUCUCUAAGGAGCCAGGUGGAUGGAAGGGAGAAAAGGCCAAGCGCAUCCUUACAGCCGCAGCGGGUGCUGCUACUGUGGAUGCUGCCAUGAAGGGCGACAAGGCGGGCAGCAAGCUUGGUUUGGCCGAAUCUGUCAUCGGUGGCCUGCUUGGCAACCGUGUGCUGAAUGGUUCAAAGAAGAACAUUGAGGAGGAUGAGAAGACCGGUCGCUCUCGAUCGCGAUCUCGUGCCCGCUCAGGCUCCAAGGGUCCCGGUGGGCUUGCCGCUAUCGCGACUGCCGGCCUCGGGACAUACGCUGCCAAGAAGCUCAGCGACCGAUCUAGAUCCCGACGCCGGAGCACGGACUCGUAUGACAGCCGCGAUGGCUCACGCGAUAGACGCCAUCGCAGUCGCAGCCGCAGCGUCGUCGACUCAGCGCGCAAGGGCCUUGCCAAGCUAGGCCUUGGAAACGGACCAGACGACGAUGAGCGCGACCGCCACGACCGCAGACACUACGACGACUACGCAGACUCUUCUCGAAGCGGACGCCGGCACCGAGACUACUCAGACGACGAGCGCUCCAGAAGCGGUCGUAGCCGCAGUCACUCAAGGGGAGGAGGAACGGUGGCGAGAAGACGCGAUGGAUCAGUCUCCUCAUCCGACCUGGGAGAUUCAGAUGAGGACAGAAAGAGGACCAAGAAAAUGAGAGGUAAGCAAAUGAUCACUACAGGUUUGGCAGCUGUGGCGACCAUCCACGCUGCCUACAACAUCUACCAGAGCGUGGAGAAGCACGGCGUACGUAAGAAGGCAGUGAGGGAAGGGAAGUUGAGUCCGGAAGAUGCCAAGAAGCUGAAGCAAAGAGCGGUGCUGCAGGAUGCCGCAUCAGCCAGCAUCGCGGCUCUGGGCAUCAAGGGCGCCAUCUCGGAGAUGAAGGAGGCUCGCGAGGUGAUGCACGAGACGCGCGAGUGGAAGAGGAAGAAAGAGGAGAGGCACCGCAAACGGCUCGAAAGACUGCGGGCAAUGGCAAACCAGGCAAAUGACUUUGACGGGGACGGCCGUGGUGACAUUGUCGACUUCGGCAGACGCAAGGCUGACAACUGGUCCUCUUCAGCGCCGCCCAAGGCGACACACCUGGAGGAUGGUCCCCAUUACACUGAUGGGAAUCCAUACGGCGCCGUCAUGCCUCGCGCUCCCUCUCCUCCGUCGGGAAACACUCCUGGCAGGACUUGA
This is a messenger RNA of Sordaria macrospora k-hell, 2010 nucleotides long. The record is from RefSeq and is a predicted model, not a curated record. Lineage: Eukaryota; Fungi; Ascomycota; Sordariomycetes; Sordariales; Sordariaceae.